UACUGUAGAUAAUUCAUCUGUUUGUUCAACUAGAAGUACCGACGCGUUGGUCUCUUGUCGCGUUUUCAAACUCCGAUGGCUUACGGUAGCCCAGCUAUUAUUGUUUUGCGACGCGACUUGUACCACAACCUGCAAUGGUAUGGUCCUCAAAGCUCGCGUCAGCUUCUACUAAUCUUAUCUUUCGCAGUCUACUCCUCGACGUGCUACAAAAAGGCAAAGGUCGUCUUCACCCGGGGGCUCAUCACCAAUCGCAGCUCCUCGUACUCCUCUUCGUCGUCGAGACUCAGAGUCAUCAUUGCCACCCUCAUCUCCAGUCGCCUUUGAUGACACUGAUGAUAGCAUGGACGAAAGAGAUGCUGUCCCCGACCUUGACGAUGGUGAAGACAACGAUGACGGUGAGGAUCUGUAUGGUGACAAUAUGCAAGAAGAUUAUGGCACCAAUGAGCUUCUCGAUCGAUACGAUGCAACUGGCCUUGACGAUGACGAGGACGUCGAAGAACUCUCGGCCGCAGCGCGUCGCUUAGUAGAGAAAAAAAUGGACAGACGCGACCGUGCUGCGCGAGGUGGCAAGGGUGCUCGAGCUGCUCAGCGGUCGCGUGCUCCCGCAUUUCUGGACGACGACGACGACGAUAUGGAUGAUGAUGAUGAUGAUGAGCUCUUGCGAAUGAAGCGAAGAACCAGGAGACAAUACGAUGAAAGAAGAGACAUGGAUGAUAUGGAUGGACUAGAGGAUGAAAUACCUCUCGAGCAACUCAGUGACAUCAAGGCCAAAUCCAUUGUUGAGUGGAUCGCCAACCCACGUGUCAGGCGUUCAAUUGUCAAGCAUUUUCGCCAAUUUCUAAUGACUUACGUCGACGAACAAGGCGCGUCUGUAUACGGACAAAGAAUUCGGAAUUUGGGAGAAAAUAACUCCGAAUCUCUUGAAGUCUCUUACAGCCACCUAGCUUAUUCAAAACCUAUCCUAGCUUAUUUUCUCACCAAUGCGCCCACUGCCAUGCUUGCCAUAUUUGACGAAGUUGCCCUCACAGCCAUCCUUGUGUACUACCCUGCUUAUGAACGUAUCCACUCCGAAGUACACGUCCGAAUAUGCGACUUGCCUUUCGCGUCGUCAUUACGAGACUUGCGGCGUUCUAAUCUCAACAACCUAGUCCGUGUCAGUGGCGUCGUUACGCGUCGUAGUAGCGUUUUCCCUCAACUCAAAUACGUGAAAUUUGACUGCAAAAAAUGUGGUGCCGUUCUCGGUCCAUUUUAUCAAGAUGCUACCAAGGAAGUCAAAGUGAGCUAUUGCGCAAAUUGCGAGAGCAAAGGACCUUUUCCUGUCAAUUCAGAACAAACUGUCUAUCGAAAUUAUCAAAGGAUGACGUUGCAAGAGUCUCCGGGAUCUGUUCCUGCUGGUCGUCUACCUCGUCACCGUGAGGUUAUUGUCCUCUGGGAUCUGGUAGACAGCGCAAAGCCAGGCGAGGAAGUCGAAAUCACCGGUGUUUACAGAAAUAAUUUUGACGCGUCUCUUAACGCCAAGAACGGUUUUCCAGUAUUUUCGACCAUUAUAGAAGCCAAUCAUGUCAAUAAGAAGGAAGACCUUUUUGCUGCUUUCCGUCUCACUGAGGAAGACGAAAAAGAGAUGCGCGCCCUCUCUCGGGACGAACGAAUUCGAAAGCGUAUAAUCAAAUCCAUCGCUCCUUCUAUCUACGGCCACGAGGAUAUCAAGACCGCCAUUGCUUUGUCACUUUUUGGUGGUGUCUCCAAAAACAUCAACGACAAGCAUCACAUUCGUGGUGACAUCAAUGUUCUCCUAUUGGGUGAUCCUGGUACAGCCAAAUCACAAAUCCUCAAGUACGUCGAAAAGACUGCCCAUCGAUCGGUCUUCACUACUGGUCAAGGUGCUUCUGCGGUUGGUUUGACCGCGAGUGUGCGCAAAGACCCGGUCACACGCGAGUGGACUUUAGAGGGAGGCGCACUAGUGCUUGCGGAUAAAGGUACAUGCCUUAUAGACGAGUUUGACAAGAUGAACGACGCGGAUCGGACAUCUAUUCACGAAGCGAUGGAGCAGCAGUCUAUCUCCAUCUCAAAAGCAGGUAUCGUUACGACACUACAAGCUCGUUGUGCCAUAAUAGCGGCAGCUAACCCGGUUCGGGGAAGGUACAACCCGACGAUACCAUUCCAACAGAAUGUCGAACUGACCGAGCCCAUUCUUUCACGUUUCGACGUGUUGUGUGUGGUAAAGGAUACGGUUGACCCGGUAAUGGACGAGCUGUUGGCGCGGUUCGUAGUCGGAAGUCAUUUGAGAAGUCAUCCUUCCUUCGACAAGCAGGCGGAUGAGAUGGAUGUUGGAACUACGGUCGACGAGGAUCUUAUUCCUCAGGACAUCCUCCGCAAGUACAUUAUGUAUGCGCGCGAAAAGAUCAAGCCGAAGCUAUACCAGCUCGAUCAGGACAAAAUCUCGAGACUGUUCGCUGACCUCCGACAUCAAUCCCAAGCUACUGGUUCAUAUCCAAUUACUCUGCGUCAUUUAGAAAGCACGAUUCGUAUGGCAGAGGCCAGCGCGAAAAUGUCUUUUCGGGAGUACGUUCGUGCGGAUGAUGUCGACUUGGCCAUUGAAGUCGCCGUAGGCAGCUUUGUGAGCGCACAGAAGAUGAGUAUCAAGAAGACGUUGCAGAGGGGUUUCAGAAAGUACCUCACACAAUCCAAAGAUCACGAAGAAUUGCUGGCAUUCUUGCUCGGAAAUAUUGUCAAGGAGAAGGCUAGGUUCUACAUGCUCCAGCGACAUGAACAGCCUGAGUUGAUCCAGGUUAAGACCAAAGAAUUGGAGGAACGGGCCAAGGAACACGAAAUUUAUGACAUCUCAUCCUUCCUGCACUCCAAAUUGUUUGCUGCAAAUGGCUAUAAGCUCAAGGAUGAGAAUAUCGAAAAGAAGUUUAGAGUAGACUGAUAUUGUAUGGUCAUGCAUGUUGUACGUUUUGCUUUCGCUGUUGUUGUAUUUUAGUCGAAUAUGUGUUUGGAUUCAUUCAAUAUUCUAUCAGUUGGGGCUGAGCUAGGAGUAUAAGAUAACUACCGAUACAGUAAGACAAAGACAGUCUAUGUGGAGGUGCUUCG
Molecule: messenger RNA, 3093 nt
Organism: Lentinula edodes (shiitake mushroom)
Lineage: Eukaryota; Fungi; Basidiomycota; Agaricomycetes; Agaricales; Omphalotaceae
Product: MCM2/3/5 family-domain-containing protein
Exons: 9
Coding region: 341-2929 (862 amino acids)
Biological process (GO): double-strand break repair via break-induced replication; DNA replication; mitotic DNA replication initiation
Cellular component (GO): MCM complex; nucleus
Molecular function (GO): single-stranded DNA binding; ATP binding; 3'-5' DNA helicase activity
Source: RefSeq, a predicted model, not a curated record